Impatiens glandulifera is the source of this 1380-nucleotide messenger RNA. RefSeq names its product serine/threonine-protein kinase SAPK3-like. The transcript has 9 exons. Gene Ontology annotation, molecular function: ATP binding; protein serine/threonine kinase activity. Bases 195 to 1214 code for a protein of 339 amino acids. Lineage: Eukaryota; Viridiplantae; Streptophyta; Magnoliopsida; Ericales; Balsaminaceae. The record is from RefSeq and is a predicted model, not a curated record. Gene Ontology annotation, biological process: protein phosphorylation; intracellular signal transduction.
GAUUCGACUCGACCUGGCUGUAGUAAAAAGGGUCGUUUUUAUUCCGUUUCUCUUUCCAUCUAUAAAUAAUAAAUUAUUUAACAAAGUCCAAACAUAGUAGAAAGUCCUGCCUGAAUUUGCAAUUUAUUCAUCGGAAAGACAGCUUUUUUUCUCUUCUCUUCUCUUCUCUGUUCUGUCUCUUCCGAUCCGUGAAAAUGGAAGAGAAGUAUGAAGCAAUCAAGGAUCUUGGCUCCGGUAAUUUUGGAGUUGCGAAGCUAGUACAAGAUAAGAAGACCAAGGAACUUUUUGCUGUCAAGUAUAUUGAAAGAGGCAAAAAGAUUGAUGAGAAUGUUCAAAGGGAAAUCAUAAAUCAUAGGUCAUUGAGACAUCCAAACAUUGUGAGGUUCAAAGAGGUGUUUUUGACUCCAACCCAUUUGGGCAUAUUAAUGGAAUAUGCAGCAGGAGGUGAGCUUUUCGCAAAGAUCUGUAAUGCAGGUCGAUUUAGUGAAGACGAGGCACGGUUUUUCUUUCAGCAACUCGUGUCUGGAGUGAGCUAUUGUCACUCAGUGGAAAUAUGUCAUAGGGAUUUGAAACUAGAGAAUGCUCUCUUGGAUGGGAGUCCUACUCCUCGUCUUAAAAUAUGCGAUUUCGGAUAUUCCAAGUCCGGUUUGCUCCAUUCGCAACCGAAGUCUACUGUUGGGACUCCGGCUUAUAUUGCUCCUGAGGUCCUUCAAAGGAAAGAGUAUGAUGGCAAGAUUGCGGAUGUUUGGUCUGCUGGUGUGACACUUUACGUGAUGUUGGUUGGAGCAUACCCUUUUGAGGACCCGGAGGAUCCUAGAAAUUUUCGCAAGACAAUAGGGAGAAUAAUGAGUGCCCAAUACUCAAUACCGGAUUAUGUUCGUGUUUCAGCUGAUUGCAACCAUUUGCUUUCUCGAAUAUUUGUCACCGACCCUUCUAAGAGAAUUACACUCCCGGAAAUAAAGAAACAUCCUUGGUUUCUAAGGAAUAUUCCAAAGGAUUUAAGCGAAGGCGAGAAGACGAAUUACAAGGAAACAGAGUCUGAGCAAUUGCUUCUUCAGAGCGUGGAAGAGAUUAUGCGGAUCAUACAAGAGGCUAAGACUCCGGGAGAAGGGGCCAAGCCCGGGGAGGUGCCCUUAGUUGGUUCUUUGGAGGUUGAUGAUGCUGAUCUAGACUCUGAAGUUGACAAUAGUGGCGAUUUUGUUGCCCCUAUAUGAGUUUUUAUUUUUUUAUUUGAUUUGAUUGCCUUCUUCUUGAAUGGAAUAAUAAAAUAGUUUUCUUUUCAUCUAGAAAAAUAAAUACAAAAUUGUGGGUAUUGUAUAGAAAUGAAGACUAUGAGAGGAGAAGGUAUGAUCUGAAUAUAGAAAUGGUUUUGGAAUGUGA